Ogataea haglerorum is the source of this 1821-nucleotide messenger RNA. RefSeq lists its product as uncharacterized. Bases 1 to 1821 code for a protein of 606 amino acids. Gene Ontology annotation, molecular function: DNA-binding transcription factor activity, RNA polymerase II-specific; DNA binding; zinc ion binding. The record is from RefSeq and is a predicted model, not a curated record. Gene Ontology annotation, biological process: DNA-templated transcription; regulation of DNA-templated transcription. NCBI's taxonomy places the organism in Eukaryota, Fungi, Ascomycota, Pichiomycetes, Pichiales, Pichiaceae. The transcript has a single exon.
AUGGGAAUAGGUUUCCGAGGAUCAAGUUGUCUACCUUGUAGACAAACUAAAAGGAAGUGUAACCACGAGUUACCAUGUCUCUCGUGUAAAAAAGCAGGACGCGAAGAUCUCUGCCUUAAAUACCCUCCAUCGAGAGCUCACAAAACAUCGGGUAAGAUCACAUUCUCAGCAAAAUUUCGAGCUACAAAGUUGAUUCCAUCAAAAGGAACACCAAUUGCUGAUCAAAGCUCACAAUGGUGCUUUGCGGAUCUGUCAUUGACACAGACGCUUCAGAGUUUGAAAACUUUACAACCCAUUAAUUUUGAUCUUUUGCAAGUGCUCUACCAUCUUCCUACUAGACAUCAAACUGAUGGGUUAGUGGAUAAUUUUUUUACUUACUUUGGUCAUAUGUACAUUACGGUCCAUCCUCAAUGGUUUUACAACUACUACGACUCUUUUUGGAACGACUCAUUGUUAAAGACAGAUCCCUUUUUUGCGUCCCUUGUAUUUGCUAUCCUUUGCGUGAGUACGCAAGAAAUAUCAGAGGCAAGAUGCAAAUAUCUUUCACUUGAUGUCCAAUCCACACAUAGAAGCUCCAGCGACUAUUAUCGUUGUUUUAUCAGGUGUUUACACAUUGGUAACUAUAAAGAUAAUCAUUCUAUAGUCUCGCUUAUGAGUCUUUCGGUUAUUCAAUCAUACUUAUACUCCACCAAGAUGAUGAAACCAUUAUUGCAAUUCCUCCCUGAUAGAAUGAAGAUUGCCAAGGGUCUAAAACUUCAUCUUGUAGGAGAAGAAUCUAGUUUCAUUGCAGAGCAAAGUCGAAGAGUGUGGUGGGAUAUUGUCACAUGUGAUGGUUAUCAAGCAAUAUGUCAGUAUAUCAAGCCAUUGAUUGAUCAAAAACUUUAUGAUCUUCCAUUACCAACAAACUGUAAUGACAUUGAGAUGGACUUCAAAGAGAACAGAAUACACUCACGUUCGAGCACAGAGAUAACAGAAGUCUCCGGUAAUAUUAUUCAAAUCAAGUUUCUUAAGCUCUGCAGAAAGCUUUGGCAUGAUCAUGGCUCCUAUUAUAAUGACCCUGCUGUGGUCAUUUCUCUGGAUAAGGAAAUUAAUAUGUUCAUUGAAAACGAGAAUUACUUCAAGCUUAUAAAAAAGUUCCUAGCAAAUCUUUCUCCUAAUAAGAAAGCCGAAUACUUCUCUUCCUAUCACAUUACGUGGACAUGUAUUCAAACACAAAGGAUUCGAAUGCAUCGCGCAUUUUUGAAUCCCCCUAUCAAGUACUCACUUGAUGCGUGUAUGGAUGCAGGAUCAUCCAUUUUAUCCGUUUACCAUCAAUUUCGCCUACUAGACUGGAGUAUAUUCAAAGAGUGGAUGCUUAUUCAAGCACACAAUUUGUUUUCAGCGGCAAUUGCUCAAGUGAUAUUUAUGAUCGUGGAGAAGCCUCCAACUAGUGACCAGCUCAGGAAUGAUGCCAAAACCGUUCUGAGAGAUCUGCAGUUGAUUCGUUUCUCUAAGAUUGAAACAGAGGUUGUGAAGGAAGGUAUACUAGUUCUACACAAACUAUUAGAGCUUGAUGACGCACUACAAAGUAUAUCAUCAGAAAGUUCAUCACUCAUGGAAGCUAUUCCCAUUCUAGCACAAAAGAUACGUGAUAUAUUUGGGGGAAAUAUUCAGCCUGAUAAUUACAUGAAUCGAUUGUCCAUCAAUUUUCUGAUUAAGCAGCUGGAGUCAGUACCGGAAACAGACUUACCAAAAUUCUCACCCAGAGCCAAUGAUUGGCUUGUGCAGCACCCUUGGGAAACUUGGACUAUCAAUGACUGGUUGACGAAAGUGAAGGACUGA